Molecule: messenger RNA, 2593 nt
Organism: Hyphopichia burtonii NRRL Y-1933
Lineage: Eukaryota; Fungi; Ascomycota; Pichiomycetes; Serinales; Debaryomycetaceae
Gene: SEC18
Product: AAA family ATPase
Exons: 1
Coding region: 1-2367 (788 amino acids)
Biological process (GO): intra-Golgi vesicle-mediated transport; Golgi to plasma membrane protein transport; SNARE complex disassembly
Cellular component (GO): Golgi stack
Molecular function (GO): ATP hydrolysis activity; ATP binding
Source: RefSeq, a predicted model, not a curated record
AUGGAAAAAUUUGGAUUCCAGAAAGUCGCUAACAACCCUGGGCCUGGUCAGCCAUUCAUUAACCAUAAUCAGCCGCCACCAAGACCAGAACAUCCACCGGCAGGAACGCAACAACCACCAAGGACUUUCAGUCGUAAAAAACUUAUCACUGCAAAUUGUUCAUCUAAUCAAGUUGCAUUAUCGAAUAAAGUUGGUGUUAGUCCAAAUGACUUUGCCGAAGUUCCUGAUUCAUCAACGGUAGUUCUUGAUGGUAACUUUGUUUACUCAAUCUAUAAGGAUGCCAAUAUGCAACAAGGACAAAUUGGGUUGGCUGGUAAUGUACGUCCAUGGGGUAGAUGGUCUUUAGGUCAACCCGUUACAGUUGAACCAUACAAUAUUUUUGCAAAUGGUAAUUCAAACUAUUUGGGAGCAAUUGACUUAUUUGUUGACUUUAGACAAAAAUCAAAAGCAAAUUCAAGUCCAAUAAAUCAUGAAGAAUUAAUUAAAAUAUUCUUAUCAAAUCACGAAAAUAUGAUUUUACAACCAACUCAACCAUUGGUAAUGGACUUUAGAGGUUUAAUUUUAUCAGUCUAUGUAAUUGGAUGUCAAGUGAUUGAUUUGAAUAAUAUUCAAGCAACAGCUACCAUGCUGGAAGAUUUAUCAUCAAAAGGUAUAUUAAUCAAACAAACAGCUAUUAAUUUCUAUCCACAAGAAGGUUCAAUUAUCAAUCUUAUAAAACCAAAAGGUUCAAAAUCUUCAAAUCAUGCUAAUAAAAAUAGAGCCAAUCAACUUAUUAGACCAGAUUUUAAAUUAGAUCAAAUGGGUAUUGGUGGUUUAGAUCAAGAAUUUCAACAGAUUUUCCGUCGUGCUUUUGUUAGUAGAAUUGUUUCACCCGAUUUAGUCGAUAGUUUGGGUCUUCGUCAUGUUAAAGGGUUAUUAUUAUAUGGACCACCAGGUACUGGUAAAACAUUGAUUGCUAGACAAAUUGGUAAAAUGUUAAAUGUUAAAGAACCAAAAAUUGUUAAUGGUCCUGAAAUGUUAAGUAAAUAUGUUGGUUCUUCAGAAGAAAAUAUUCGUAAUUUAUUUAAAGAUGCUGAAGCCGAAUAUAAAACCAAAAAGGAAAAUUCUCAAUUACAUAUUAUUAUAUUUGAUGAAUUAGAUUCAGUUUUCAAACAAAGAGGUGGUGGUAAAGGUGAUGGUACUGGAGUUGGAGAUAAUGUUGUUAAUCAAUUAUUAGCCAAGAUGGAUGGUGUUGAUCAAUUAAAUAAUAUUUUAAUCAUUGGUAUGACCAAUAGAUUAGAUUUAAUUGAUAAUGCUUUAUUAAGACCUGGUCGUUUUGAAAUUCAAAUUGAAAUUUCAUUGCCUGAUGAAAAAGGUCGUAAAGAUAUUUUAUUAAUUCAUACUAAAAAAAUGAAGGAUAAUGAAUUAUUAGGAAAUGAUAUAGAUUUCGAUGAAAUUGCAGCAUCUACUAAGAAUUUCACGGGUGCUGAAUUAGAAGGUUUAGUUAAUAGUGCAACUUCAUUUGCAAUUAGUGAAUAUACCAAAUCAGAAAAUAUUGCCCAAGUUGAUGAAAAUGUUGCCAAGAUGAAAGUUAGUAGAAAACAUUUCUUUCAAGCUUUACAAGAAGUUAAACCUGCUUUUGGUGUUAACGAAGAAGACUUAACUGGUAACUCACCAUAUGGUAUAAUUCCAUAUAAUCAUCGUGUGAAUGAAAUAUUUGAUAAAUUACAAUCAUAUAUUGAAGAAGUUAAGAAUUCAUCAACUGAAAGAUUAAUUUCUGUUCUUUUACAUGGGGAACAGGGAGUUGGUAAAACUGCAAUUGCAAGUUAUUUAGCAUUAAAAUCCGAAUUCCCCUUUAUCAAAAUGUUAAGUGCUGAAAGUUUAGUUGGUAUGUCUGAAGCAAUGAAGAUUGCAACCAUUGAUAACAUUUUCAGAGAUAUUUAUAGAUCUCCAUUGAAUGUAUUGGUUAUUGAUAAGAUUGAAACUUUAAUUAACUAUGUUCCUAUUGGUCCUAGAUUUAGUAAUGAAAUUUUACAAAUGUUAAUUGUUAAUUUGAAUAAAAAAGCUCCUAAUGGACGUCGUUUAUUAAUUAUCGGUACUACUUCUCAGUACUCAGUCUUGAAGCAUAUGAAUUUGGUUGAGAAUUUCACCAAAACUAUUGAAAUCAAAAAACUUACCAAGAUUGAAGAAAUCUCAAUCAUUAUGAAACAUUUGAACUUUAUGAAUGAACAAGAAAGAUCAAUCAUCACCAACCAAUUAUCUUCCAUCGGAGAUGGUCAAAUUAAUAUUGGAGUGAAAAAGUUGAUUCAAGUCUUGAUGAAUUGUCAAUAUUUGAAGACUGACGUCAACGGGGUUGUUGAAAAUAUCUUAGAAGCCCAAUUAAGUUAAAUUUAGAGAUACUAUACAUCAAUAUACAAUCUUAAAACCUCUUUUAUGUGAAUGUAAGCGAUAAAGCGAUUAUCUUUUAUUAAGAGGGGGCCCCCACGCAUUUUAUCAAGGGGGUGUGAGAUCUCAAAUCUAAUCUGAAAGAUCUAGUAGUACAGCUCAUUAGGACUUGAAAAUGUUAACUAUAUAAUCGCAACGGUGAUGAAUCGAGUCUUAUCCUAUCAGUGGG